AUGAAUAACCAAGAAGGUUCAAUACAAAAUAUGACAGUACCAAGACUAUGUUCUAAUGGAUGUCAGGACGCGUCGAGAAUAAUUGAAAUAAAACCGCCGGAUCCCAACACUACGUUCUACCAACAUUAUAUCGAUAACAAUACCGAUUCCGAUUUCAAUAUCGAUAUUUUUAACGAUACCUUCAGUGAUACGAACUGUACAUUUAAAAAUGGAACGUGUAGUGACGUGGACUACAACUAUUGGGCGUUGUCGCUGCUCGUGUUUCCUGUACUGACAUUAUUCGGUAAUGUUCUAGUGAUAUUAAGUGUUUCGAGAGAAAGGAGUUUGCAGACAGCUACGAACUAUUUUAUAGUCAGUCUCGCUGUAGCUGACUUGUUAGUUGCUGUUGUUGUGAUGCCGUUCGGAGUUUAUUAUUUG
Molecule: messenger RNA, 417 nt
Organism: Trichoplusia ni (cabbage looper)
Lineage: Eukaryota; Metazoa; Arthropoda; Insecta; Lepidoptera; Noctuidae
Product: dopamine D2-like receptor
Exons: 1
Biological process (GO): adenylate cyclase-activating adrenergic receptor signaling pathway
Cellular component (GO): membrane
Molecular function (GO): G protein-coupled receptor activity; dopamine neurotransmitter receptor activity, coupled via Gi/Go
Source: RefSeq, a predicted model, not a curated record